UCGAACCCAAACGGUGACAAAUAAUGCGCGUUUUAAUGGGAAAUGCCGGUUUAGGAGCAGACUGUUACUGGCCGUGCUGUCGCUCAGGACGCUCUCGUGCUGCAAUGCACGCGCUGCUGUGCGGAAAAAUGCGAUUGUUCCAGACUACGUUGAUAUAUUUUAGAAAGGCCGCUGCCCUGGCUAAUAUUAGGCGUUUAUUCAGCUUUCGCUGUCAUGUGAGGUGGGCUAAAUGUGCGGGAACGCGUUAUUCGCGUUGACCUUUUUUUUUUUUUUUACGCUUGUUUAGCUUUAGACGAACCCGCCAGCAUUCCUGCUGCUCUCCAUUCACAAGGAAACCUCGACAACCAGGCGUGUGAGCCAGCUAACAAACCCAACAUGCGUCUUUUAAAAGUCUUUUUUUGUUGUUGUUGUUGUUGUUGUUGCGCCGAAUAAUGACGGCAGCGGUGAAAAUGUGUUUACUCGGCGUCGUGCUGCGUCAUCAGCAGCCUGGUUCCGCUCGGUUGUUCCACAAUGGAGCCAGUGUUAAUGCGGCCGCCAUGCUGCCUGACUCAUGCAGUCCACACACGGAGGGAAAAUGCGCUUUCGUUUGGAGGAAGACGUGUAUUUCUUUGUCAAGUUGUAACUUACUAGAGGCGAAACCAGAAAAUAGAAAUGCCCCGCUCUCUGGUUUCAUGUUCCGCUUUGCCCUUUGAUUUACUGCCCACCAUAAAAGGUUGUUUGGAGAGAGGGGGGGGAAAGAGAGAAGAAAACGGGCCUGUUUAGCCAUCUGUUUUGGUAUAAAUUGGGGUUUUGUACAUUGAAGGCAAUGCUUAAAGCAUAAUCACAAUUUGGUGCCAUAAAAGUGGUUAUUACUGUGAAUCCAGGCAGACUUGAUAAACACCGGCCUUCCUGAACUCCAGCCGCUCUGAGUGUGACUCAUAGCUGUGGGGGAGAUCAGUCUGCUUUUAAAUAAAGAGACCAGCGUACAUUAAAUCUUUCAAAUCUGAUCUCUUUCUAAAACAAAAAGAAAAUCUCCACAGCUUUGUUGUAUCUAAUUUGACUGUAUCUGUGGGACUUUCAAAGCGCUAUGGACAAGAGCCACACAGUGAAGCUUUUUGUGGGAAACCUGGCUCUGGACACCACCCAGGAAGAGCUGUCAGCCAUUUUUGAACCGUACGGCCAGGUUGUCAGCUGCAGCGUGCUGCGACAGUUCGCCUUUGUUCACCUGCAGGGCGAGGGGGCGGCCGAUCGAGCCGUCCGGGAGCUCAAUGGGAGAGAGUUUCGAGGACGGAAUCUGGUGGUGGAGGAGUCGAGGGGGAGGCCGUUGCACUCCACAAAAGUGUUUGUGGGUAAUCUGAGUGGGAUGUGCACCACUGAAGACCUUAAGCAGCUGUUCCAGACAUUCGGGAAAGUCCUUGAGUGUGACAAAGUCAAAGGCUAUGCCUUCGUUCACAUGGAAAACAAGGAAGACGCUCUUCAGGCCAUUGAGGCUUUGCACGGUACUUCGUUUAAGGGCCGGCCACUGUCUGUAGAGCUAUCCAAGGUCCAACCCAGCAAGCAGACACCCACAGGGAAAAUCCCAUGUGUUAACUGCGGGAAGCAGGGCCAUUAUGCUGGAGAAUGUCCUGUGGGCAAGCCGUCUUUAGAGCAGUACCAGAGCCAGGCAGCAGUCCUGGCCGCUGCUGCCGCCGCAGCAGCCGGCCUGCCUCUGCAAGUUCAACAGAGCGUGCACAAUUCAGUCUACAACACGUCCACCUUUGACCCCACGUAUGCAGCUCUCACGGGAAUCACCACUGGCACACGUACUGAUGGAAACCCGGUGAAUCCAGCUGUCUACGGCGCCCUUGCCAGCCAGGUAUAUGGUGCUAAUGUGGCCAACCAGCUCUAUGGGACCGUGGCGAGCCAGGCAGCUCUUACAUCAGGCGCCACACAGGUGUACAGCUCAGUGACGCCCAAUAUCUAUGGCCAGGUGGCUGCAUCUCCAGCUGCUGCUGCUGCCGCUGCAGCGGCGGCUGCCGCUUACACAACUCCAGUUUACACCCCGACUGUAGCCAACCACCCUGUGUACCUGGCAGCAGCUCCUGGAAUAGAGAUGCCAGCAGCAGCAGCUACAGUGAACCCUGCUUACUCUGUAGCUCCUGCGAUUUAUGGUGCUGCCACCCCAGCCUACGCUCACAUCACCGCCAUGGGAGCAGCAGAUCCAGCCUCAGCCCUGUUUGAGGCUGCAAGGCAGGCUCACUACUUUGCCCAAGGCCAGCAGGUUGUGGCUGAUCAGCAGUCAGCUGCUGUGGCAGCCGCUGUGGCCAAGUCAGGAGAGAGAGACCGUAGUCCUUUACGCAGGUCAGCACCACUUCUGCCAGACCCGGUGAUGAAGCCAUUCAUAUACCAGCGGGCCAAGCCACGCAGACCCUUGCUUCCGACACCAGCUGGCCGUGCAGCAGAAGAGGCGGUAGAGGCACCGGAAGACCCGAUGGCCAGGUACUACGCCGAGUACUACCAGCAGUUGCAGCAGUACCCUCAGUUCCAGUAUGCCUACCCAUCGAACACAGUGGCAGCCAUUGCUGGCAUGCCUGGAGUCACGGGAGUCUCCGCGAUGUCUGCCCAGCCAGUCGCUACGCUGGAAGCCCUCAGGCCAGUGGUCCCCACUGCUGCUGCAGUGGCAGCUGCCAUGGCUGCGCCCAGGGUGUAUGAGCCGCCGUUGCCGCCGCCUACGCGCAAGGAGGCCAUCCUCCACCGCCCCGAACUCUCCCUUCACACGCCUGAGCCCCCCUUCCGAUAGUUGCACUCAACUGUCUGCCCCCGCCCCCUCUCCCUCUUUGCCCUGAUCCCUCACCCCUACAUACCUUUUCCACUCAAAACUUGACCACCUCUGUGUGUAUGUGAGUGUGUGUGUUUGUGUGCCUGGGGACUGGCUGGGGGAUUUAAAACUGAGGGCUGAUGGGCUUAAUAACUUGCUUUACGACGGGGCUGAUCGGCUAACCUUGGUCCAGUUUGCAUGACCACAGUGCAGCUUUGAAGACAGGCCUUCAUCUAUUUUUAUGGGCAUUCUGUGUGCUUUUCUGUUUUAACUUAUUGUGCCAGUCUCACACUUGUGCCAGUAUUAGACUGACUGAGUCAGUCGUUUCUUUUGCCUUUAUUUCUGCAACCCAGUUAUGAUUUUCUAGGGCCAAAUCUCCAGUAAUUUACAUCAGCCAUUCUACUUAGGCCUAGAUGAUCAGGUAGGGCAGCUAAUUUGAAACCUUUUUUGCCUUAUGUUGAUGAGUAUCAAUUUGUAAUGUUCUUAGAUGAAAUGUACACUUGUUGUGUACCAGCUGCAUUGUACUGUGUCCAACAGAACCAAGGUUAAAGUAUUUUGGGGAGAUUGUUUGUCCUGGAUGCGAUAUGGAUGUUGUACGUGUGAUUGCGUGAGACGUGCGGGCUCUUGAUUUUGCAGCGCACAAACACAGCGGCAGCAGCUAAGUCUGCGCUUUGCAGAGAAAAAAAAACAAUAAACGUAAAGCACACAUAGACGUACUGUAAUGUUUAUUCGUAUCUAUCCUCGCCCCCUUCUCUGAAUCUCAUCCUCACCUUUAAACUACGACACUGAAAGACACUGCUUCACCUUUUCCUCUUCCCAACUACAGCUGCCUACCUCUUAUUGUAAAUUUCAUUGUAGAUUUUACUCUGUUCUGUACGUCUCCACACAUUUCACCCUAUCAGCAAUUGCAGCUCCAUGUAAAGCUACAUCAGUUCAAAGUCUGGGUAGCUGGAUUUUUUUUUUUUUUUUAAUUUUAUGUAUUGUAUUUGGUCCUCUUUCAUGUUCAGAGGCCUUUUUAAAACACAGAAAAAAGUGUAAAUAGUUUGUUUCCAACAUUAUAGUUUACAUGUGAUAUAAGUCAACCUAUGGGAUGUGAUGAAUAUUCAAUGGGAAAAACAAUGCGCAACUACUGAACAGGUUUACAGAAGAUCUUUGGAUUGCAUCCUUUUAGAAACUAUUAUAUGUGACAAGGUCAGUCAUGUGCCUCAAAGCCUUUAGUGAAGUGCAUUAAGUGGAGGGAUCUCCCAUUUUAAGUGCUUUUUAAAAAAAAAAAUCAUUUCAACUAAAGCAACAGGAGCCUCAAAGCUCAGAAUCCAGAGGGCUACAAGUGGUAAAGCUUCCACGCCUCCUAAUGGGUCUGUUUAUUGCAAACGUUUUUUUUUUUUUAGAAAAGCCACAAAGUGAGCCUUAGAGGUUCAUUAUAUAAGCCUUUGGUUUUAAGCAGAAACAGCAGUGAUAGCACCAACGAAGUGAGAGAUGGGGCAGUGUCUUCCAGUGGCCCCAAAAUAUCCACCAUUUCUCCAUCAAACGCCAGAUCUGCUUUAGAUUCUGAUCCCAAAAAGCAUAUUUGAGAAUGUUUUUAGUUUACUUGUCAAGUCCUCUGCAGUUCCUUGCAAAAAGAAGCAUUUCUACCUUUUGCGAUCUUGUCACUUUACAACCAUGAGUGUUGAUGUAUUAACUGAAAAUGAGCUGAUAAAUUUCAGCACAUAAUUGUGAAGUAGAAUGAAGAGACUUCAUGGCUUUCAAAUUUUUAGCCACAGAUGCUCAGUUAAAUGUUGGUCGGGUCAGUGUGAGACAUAAAUAUGCUUUGAUCUAGUGUUCUACGAUUGCCCUGUGUUUAGCUCCAUUCAUCCUUCUGUCAACUCUAAUUAGCUUCCCUGUCUUGACUGGAGAAAAGCAUGGCCACAGCAUGAUGCUGACACCACCAUGUUACACUGUGAGAAUGGUGUGUUCAGGGUGAUGUACUUUCGUUUAGUAUUUUUCCCCAUGCACAGCAUUUUGCAUAUAGGCCAAAAUCGGACAUUUUGGUCUCGUAUGAACGGAGCACCUUCCUCCUCGUGUUUGCUGUGUUCCUUGCAUGGCUUCUUACAAACUGCAAACUGGACUCAUUAUGGCUAUCUUUUUGACCUUCUUCCCUAUAGAACAGUUUUUUCUAAUAGUUGUUUUAUCAACAGAUUUUCCCACCUGAGCUGUGGCUCUCUGCAGCUCCUCCACAAUAACCAAUGAGCCUCUUGGCUGCUUGCUGAUCGGUGCUCUCCUUGUCUGGCAGUUUAGGUAGGCAGGUUUUGCAGUCGUGUUAUAUUCUUUUUACAGAGAAGCUGUGUCUAUGAUGGGAUUAAAUCAAACCAGUGAUUUAAUCACUGGUCUGGUUUGAUUAAAUCAAACCAGACUUCUGCGCUGGAUUUUAUGAAGAGUUAUGAAAGAGAAUGUGGUUGAAUAUAGAGGUGUCCUGAUUCCAUACUGAUAUGUACCAAAAGUCCUCCACCCAAACCUGUUGGUUAAUAAUAAAUGGGUCAGUUGUUCUCAUAUCAAUUGUUAAUGACUAUUGUUCUCUGAGUAACAUCACUUGAUCAAACCUUUUCUAACAUUCCUAACGUAGGUUUGAUUUGUGCUGAUAUCGUAUCGUGUCAGUACCCGUAUCAGCCAAUACUCAAAGCUGCAAUAUCGGUAUUGUGUUGGAAGUAAAAAAAAAAAAAAAAAACUUUAGCAGGACACCUCUGGUUGAUUACAAAUGUUCAAAUUUUUAUCUUUACACAAAUCCUGUCCUUCCACUUUACAAAUUAUGUUCUACGUUGCGUUGAUCUAUCACAGAAAACCCCAAUAAAUUACACUGAAGUUAGUGGUUGAAAGUGACAAAAUGUGAAAACGUUUUAGUGGCAUGCAGUAUGUUUGCAAGGCACUGUAGAGAGGGUUUAUGAAUUAUUUGGAUACUGAUUUAUUAUAUUUUUAUUUUUCAUUUUUUUCUAAAUCUGGAAUUGGAUUUCUUGAUGCGUUUCACAUUGAUGCCAAAGUCCAGAGUGGCGACUUCCAUCCAUUUACAAUCAGCCCUUUUGUUUUGCAGCUAGUAUUUGACCGCAGACCAAUGCACAAACAGAAAAGACCUGAAAUCACCCGACUGCCUCAUUGUUUCCCCGCUUCCCCGCUCCUUCUGUGGUUUUUAGUGGUUAUAAGUGACUUUUGCAUCUCAGAGUGUAAUCUUUCCGUGUCGUAUAUACAAACACAUACCGGUUGCAUCCUUUGUAGAAUUAUGUGGUUUGCAAAAUGUUUUGUUUGCCAUGUAUUUUUUUUAGAACAGUAUUUUUAAUUUAGCCUUUUUUAUAUAUAGAACAGUGAACAAAAAUCAGCAUGCCUUUUAUUGAGAAAAUGUAUACUUUAAACCUUAUACUGAUAAUAAAGAAUGUUUGGCUGAC
Molecule: messenger RNA, 6186 nt
Organism: Xiphophorus maculatus (southern platyfish)
Lineage: Eukaryota; Metazoa; Chordata; Actinopteri; Cyprinodontiformes; Poeciliidae
Gene: rbm14b
Product: RNA-binding protein 4B-like
Exons: 4
Coding region: 1067-2758 (563 amino acids)
Cellular component (GO): cytosol
Molecular function (GO): zinc ion binding; mRNA binding
Source: RefSeq, a predicted model, not a curated record